AUGUUCAUUGGAAUUUAUCGUCUACCGAAAAGUGCUGAGCAUCCAGUGGACAGUACUGCAGAACGGUUCACUCUGGCCGAAUGUGAGAAAGCGUCGAAUGAGUUGGGUCUGCGUCGCAGACAGAUGCGUUUCUGUGCGCAUCCACGAUUCGGCUAUGCCAUGUUGGCCGUUCUUCGUGCCGCACAUGCUGUGGGCUAUCAUUGUCCAAAAGCGUUCGCAGAUCGUCGAUGGAAUUGUACGUCUAUUCAUCAACUACCCGACGUGUCCCCAGAAUUACAACGAGGAACAAGAGAACAAGCUCUGGUACAUGCGUUCGCCAGUGCCGCGCUCCUGUUCGAAAUCGGUCGCUAUUGUGCUCUAAAUAAAAUUCGUUUCUGCUCAUGUGGAGACGACACCGGUGCUUACGCGUUACCAAACUACUUCACCGGGAACGGUAUGAGCGAUCCGAACGUGUAUGGGGAUAAAAAUAACGCUCUUGUCUACGAGUCCAGUGGGACGAAUGAAAAUCUGGACAGUCAGACCAAUCGUAUGCAACCCAUGGGUGGGGCAACAUCGUCAAGUGACGGUCCGCAAACAGUGAGUCGAUUUUACUGGGCCGGUUGCUCAGACAAUCUACGAGUAGCUCGCGAAUACACGUCCGCUUUUCUCGGAUUUCCAAAUAUUCGUGUCCUAUCGAUUCAACCCACGGAGACAGUGAUUAAAACCUCCAAGACAAGUGAUGACAUCGGACCGGAUCGAUUUGUGCGUUCCACCAUGCAAACAGAUGUCACGGAAUCCGAUGAAGAUGAUCUGUCAACGUAUGCAGACGAUACUCCGAAUAAAGCUCGACCCAGUGGAGAAAAGCUGAUGGAGACCAAUCAACGGCUUGUAUGUAAAUGCCACGGUGUCAGUGGCAGUUGCGCUCAACGUGUUUGUUUCCGACAAUUGAGAAGAAUAGACAAUGAGGUGAUGCAGAAAGCUUUGAAAAUCAAAUAUCUGGCUGCAAAACAAGUUACUCAAGCAGCAAACGGCCAGCUAAUUGCUAAAACGUUUUCCGGAAACGGGUUCGUCGAUGAGGUGGUCAAGCAUGAAGAGCUAGUUUACAGUGAACACUCCCCGGACUACUGUAAUGUGGAACCGCAACGUGGAUCUGUGGGUACACGAGGACGCUUGUGCACUUUGAAUGAUUCGGGCACGGCAAACUGUCUCAAUAUGUGUUGUGGUCGUGGCUAUCAGAAUCUGACCACUCACGAAGUGAUUCAAUGCAACUGUCGUAUGGGCGAAGGAUUCAAGGUCAAAUGUGAUGAGUGUAAUGUGGAAGUUGUCACCCACCGUUGCCUGUGA
Messenger RNA from Echinostoma caproni, 1323 nucleotides. The record is from the annotation of a GenBank genome assembly. NCBI's taxonomy places the organism in Eukaryota, Metazoa, Platyhelminthes, Trematoda, Plagiorchiida, Echinostomatidae.